Molecule: messenger RNA, 11904 nt
Organism: Pocillopora meandrina
Lineage: Eukaryota; Metazoa; Cnidaria; Anthozoa; Scleractinia; Pocilloporidae
Source: the annotation of a GenBank genome assembly
AUGGCGCUGCAUUACUCUCCUCAACUGUUUGAUGUAAACACGAAUUCUCAGUUGAAGAUGUUGAAUUUUAUGGAGAGUACAUCGUUCUUUGACAAGAGCUGUGGUCAGCAAACGGCGAAGUUUUUCAAUGGCUUUCCUCAACCGUUUGGAUUUGACGAUAGAGCGAACAUUUUAGAAGGUGAGCUGCUCCGGUUGAUGUUACGAAGAGCGUAAGUUAAACCCCUUGCGUGCCGUAUCGUCCUAAGAUUAAUUUGCGAGGUAAAUUAGUUCUACUUCCGUGUUCUCGCAGAGUUGACGCGCGGUAUUCGUUCGCCGCUUUAAGUUGCAAACUUUCCUUGACGGACUAGGAUUUCAAAGAGCUCUAAAUCGAAUCAACAUUUGUGAAAGCUUUAAAAAUUCAGCGCAGAAGUGUCUGUGCUAUUUAGUGGCUGCGAGAACGCCAUAUCUCUCUGUCGAUCGCGGUCCUUUCAAUUAAUUUGGAACUGGUUUGAUUUUGAACCGCAAUUUAUCUUGUUUCGAAGCCGGUUUCAUUUAGUUUGAGCAGUCUGUGACGUCGUUUUCGUUUGACUUCAAUUGGCUACGGCAGAACCUCUGAAGAAACUUUGUAUUAAGUACAGAGGCACUGCGACUGUUUGGUUAAAAAAAAAAACCAACAACAAUCAUAUGCAAACAUUCCUUCCCAACAUCGGCUUCGAUUAUUCAAUAACCCGUUGACAACAUCGGUUUUCAUUCUAAAGCUACUAGCUUUAGUUGAAAAUAGCUUCAAUGUUUGACUUCUGACUUGUAGAGGCGUAGAACAGACGCAAAGCUGUAGGAGUUCUCAAAAAAAUCUAAUGAAGAUCGAUUUUUGAAAUAACUAUUAGAAUUGUGAGGUCUUUCGAAACGGAAAUGUUAAUGCUCGAUUUUCUUUUUUUAUAUAUUCCGCCUGGAGUGAAUUCGGAGCGUUUUCAUUCAGCAAGUGUUAAGGGUAUAGAAACUAUUUGAAACACCGAAUACGCUUCAAAACAUUCGAUUUCGGUCAUGUGGCCUGCAGUUGUUUGUUUUCAAGAAUCGCCCCACGCAAGCGGGUUACGUUGGUUUUCGAGAAACUUUGAAUAUCAAACGAAUAAUCAAACACUGAGAACAGGAAAAACUCAACAAUAGUUUAAACGCGACUCGAGUUCUUCUCGUGAUUAGGACUUAACUGGCAAUAAUUUCCUCGAGAAUUACGCGUGCAAUACUUUCAAGUUGCUCUUGUAAAUGCCAGGAUAUUGCAUGCAAGCAACCUCUCCCUAGUCCAUAAAGACAGAUCUCAUGGUUUCAAUGUCCAUGUUAUUGUUAGAGAGUCAAUUUUAUACUCUUAUAUGUCAUUCUAACGAUAAAACGUAUUUGUAUUUACUUGGAGCGCUUAUUCAAGUUAUCCCCUCGACAGACUGAUCUCCACUUCCUUUACAAAUAUUGCCGUUCUGUCAAAGUGAACGAUGUAGCAUUUGGUUCGAAACAAGAACAAAUUUCGAUUCUCUAGGUGCAAUUGCAAAUUCAUUCUGAUAUUAAGACUUUUUUUCCUCUUUUUUUCCGUAAAAAUUGAUGUUAAAAAUGAUGACCUUUAAUGACUCAGUCCCGUGGUUGGGCACGUGACCUCUUGGCGAAACAAACCCAGCUAAACCAAAACAAGCUUUUUUUUUUCCCGCCAAAAUAGCACAGCCAUCACGACAUCACGUACAACUUGGGACGCAUCAGCAAUAUUACCAGCUACUUGUCAUCACUGUUUCACGUGAAAAUACCAAAGUUCUUUGUUGGUUGCCCUCUGAGCUUGUCACGGGGUUGUCACGAACCGAGGAAUCCCGUAUGCAACCAUCAGAAUUUUGUCUUUGACCUUCAAGUUUACAUAUCUUGUUUUUAGUUUCAAUUUCAAUUUCUUCAGUAUAUAUUUUUCUAAACCUGUAUCUCUUCGUUAUGAAAAGUCUGCUUAAUAAUCAAGAAGAAGAAGAAUAAGAAUCAAAGUUCCUGGAUUUUUUUUCCUAAGCGUACAAAACGUUUCUGGUCUCAAAACUUCGUAUCGAAAAUUCAAAUUUGCUCUGAACUCUAGAAGUUCAUGCUAAGACUUUUUGUACCUCGACUUCUUCAGUUCAGAGGGAGGUGAAGCCGUACUGAAACAAAAGUAAUGGGGAUACAUCAUCAUAUUGAAAAUGAUUUUAAUAAUAAUGGAAAUUUGUGAAAGUACUACCGAAAAAAAUUAUAAUUAUAAUGAUAAUCUCAAUCUCAGAGCUCUCCCUCCUUUCCUUGAAAUCAACUCACAGUCCCUGGGUCUCCUUAUAUGCAGCAUAAUAAGCUCAUAAACUAGGUUUAGUAACCUUUCGACCAAUAAUUUUGAGGAACGAACCUGGCAGCUUGUAAUUUUUCCUUUCUCUGAAUUAUGACAAGGAAUUUAAGGACUUCAGCUCACUCAUGAAGUUUUUAUCUCGAAAAAUCCCGUGUUGUUUACGUUGUGGAUAUUUUAGGUGUUACCUCCACUGCAGAAGAUGCGUUCGCUACGUAACAAUUAUUUAAAACAUUCUUUGACUGGAAUUGGUGUCAAGAUUUCUAUUGUCUUACAUAAUAAGAUCGCUGCGCACGAACAGAAAAGUUCCUUGCAUAUUACUUCAAACCCCUCAUGUUUGUUAUGACGUUAACGUAAUUAUUCUAUCGGUUACAGAGUAACAUUAUCGAAAACCGUCUGUCGCGUCUUAAAAUCUCAUUUAAGCUCUGAUUUAUCAUUUGAAGUUGUAGAAUAAGGCCAUAGAUAAUUUGUGCUCUAUAAAAUGAUCAGAGAUUGGGAAACAACACUUUUUGUACGAAUAUGAAUUAAGACGGCGAUAACAAUACCGUAAUCAGCUUGUUAUUUGUGAUAUUUGCUCGGAUUGAAAGAGAAUAUUGCACAAAAUGACAGUGCAGAAGUUUAUUGUUUAUCGUCCGGUAUAAUUUCCUUGGAAAAAAACGUUGCAAAGGUGAUCAAAGAUUUGGGAGAAAUGUUGGAGAAAAGAUUUGAAGGUGUUACGGGUAGCACCGAUGGAAGUUUCAUGAUUAUUGCGAUUGGAGACUAAAGGUGCGUCAUGCACGAUAAGUAAAGCAGAUUGCUUUCGUAAAUAUUCGUGUAGUUAUUCCGGUUUUGAGCCUAUACGAAAAUUUCUCUCAUGCAAAAUUAAAUCAGCAUUAAUUAUCCUUCUUGCCAGGUGAAAUGAAAUGUUUCAGUUUAUUUCGCGUCAAGUAGACUCUGUAGAAGGAUCUAGGAUAGUUUUAAUUUUUGCCUUGUUUGUUAACUGAAUUCUCGGAGCAAACGCCAUCUUUAAUCCUUCCCAAAAUGCAUCGCCUUCGGCAAUUCUCAGCAUGCACUUCAUUAAAGUUAACACGAAAAUGCUAAUUAUGAGUUUCAGCUGUGAAACAUGUCUAAUAGUUUCUCUGUGACUCCCUGCAAAUUUGCGUCACUUUUCUUUUCUUUGAAUUGUCAACGUUUGUUCGGUCUGCAAAACUUUUACAUGUUUACCAAGAGCCAAAGUAUGCUAUCAUUAAACCAAAUGCGGAUCAGUCCAGGUAUUCACUAGGCAGAAAUUUAGCAUGAAUUUUAAACGCAAAAUCUCAUGAAUAAAAACGCCCAAAGCUGUUUUGUGUUCUGGGUGGGGCAGCAGCCCUCGUUGGUUUCUCUUCACGUGACGCGUGAAGAGAAACGUGUGACGUUUUUCCUUAUUUGGCCAUUUGAUUGACAGAAGAGGUCGGCCCUGCGACAGAAUUACGUUAUUUACGCAUGCUCAACUCUUCUCAGCUAUGCCGGCCUCCAAGUGCUUUUCUUCCCUGAGUUGCUUUUCCUACGAGAACAUACUUUGCGAAUGGAAUCAAGCCAAGAAUGCAUUUGGAAAUGCCAGAUUUGGCUUCAUGGAUCGCCCCUUGCCUGUUCCAGAUCUUUUUGAUCUAACAGGAAAAACAAAAUACCAAGACAGCGUCAUACGGAUGUAGAAACUAUACAAUGAGACAAACAGGAUUAAGGAGACGUUUAAAAGCUUUUAUGAGGCGCAGUUUUCGAACUAAUCAGUAUGUUUUUGAAUCAUAUCGGUUGUGAAUUUACAUUUAGCUCUUUGUGCCUUUGACGUCUGUUGCCCAAGUACCUUGCAAAUUGAUAAUCACCGUAUGGAACAGUUAACAAACUGUUUUAUUAUCCGUACGCUUUCGCUUAUUCCACUCUUAGCACCUGAUGAUAAAUUGCUCCUCUUCUUAAGAAAAUGAUCUCACUCCAUUCAUUUGAGUUUGGCUGCGUUGCUCGACCAAGUAGGAAAAGGAAAUCUUUGAAACCAUGAAACUUGCAGAAAUGGGGCCUACGCAAAUCUUCUUAACAGCUGAAAAUUCAUUUUGGUGAGCGAACUGAUGAUAAUGAGCCAUGUACAACUGACAACAAAUCAUUGAGUAAAUUUCGAUGCUCUAUUACCAAUACAGGUUAUCUUUCCAAGCUGAAAAUUUGAUCCACUCCGACAAAAAUAGAUUUAAAUUGCCUUAUUCUUCCUGAUCGUCUUUUAAAAAUCGGCCCCAGAGAUGGCUGUGGUGCACGAUUCGCUCUGAUCCUACGUUUGUAAAUGUUCUCGGAUGAAGCUGUUAGAUGUUCCAUGUGUUAUACGCCCUCCCCUCCCCAACAAAGAUCGUUGUACUUCAGUGGGGGUGGGUGCGUGUGUACUGUUUGUUUCAGAAGAUUUAUUUGUGAGUGAGCGACUGGUUUAACAGUGGAAAGCUCUCGCGGCUUUAGGAUCUUUUAACUCAGCUCCUGCUACUGUAAAGGAUUGUUAUCAAAAUCAGCGAAAUAUAAAUCUUACACACCUGAAUAGUUCUCUGAAUUUUUAUGUUUGUUUGGUAACAAUAUACAGAAUAAUAUUUCCCAGAAACCGCGUCUUCUAAGAAACGUCUGAGUGUAAUUCCGCAAACACUACAUUCGUAAUCAGAUCGAUCGGCCGGGUUAAACAUCGGUAGCAUGGACUUGGAAAGGUUUACCCUCUCCUUUUGCUCUUCAAGAGAUGAGCAACAAUCUUUUAGUAAGUAUAUAUGUAACUCGGUUUGCCAUGAAUGACUUCUUCAAGGGUCCUCGUUAUUUUCCUUUUUAAGCUACGGGUGGGAAAACGUUGUUGUCGUGUGAGAUUGUAACCGCUAGUCAAAUCAGUCGACGUACGUGUUCCUUUGUAGAUCUUUUUUAGGAUGGAAGCGAUGAAGAUAUGAACGUGUUUCGUCGGUUCCUUGAACUAAGGGCUUUUGUAGAAAAAUUAGAAAUCGCAUGGUCGCGUGAAUUUCACACUCGCUACAAAGACCCUUGAUGAGCUUGUUUGCAUCAAAAUUUACCGAUCUCGCCAGAGGGUAAUUGGAAGAUCUCUGAAGUACCUUUUCUUUCAUACUUUCAGAGAAACCCUCGAGUAGUAUUCGAUAUACCGGCGUGAAACAAUCCUAUCUGCUACUGUUUUCUCGCAAGCCAUGAAUGAAGAUGUAUUUUUAUAGUGUUCGCUUUAGUUAAUAGAUGCCUCGUGUUCGAUGAAGCCAUGAACACUUCAAUUCAUUGAAACAAUCCUGUUUACUGCCGCUUGGCGUGGCUUGGCUCUUUUACUGCUAAGUUACGUGGAAAGUAGUUUGAGAUCCAGUCGAGUUUUAAAUGAUAAUCGUUCAUGAAUGGAAAAACAAGAACUUAAAGUGAAAGUAAAACUUCCGCCUUUGCUGAAGAGAGCCAUUCAUUUUCAUAAUCAAUUAAAUGUUUCUGUUUGGGUGGAAUUGGUCUAAAAGCUAUGUUAAAUUCCCCGAUUUUUUUGAGCCUUUCGUCUAAUACAAUGAAAUUAUUCGAUUUAAUGUUGAUACAAGAUGGAAGAGCGUUUUGUUGUAACAGAAGAGGCAGCUUAUUCGUUUAUUCAAAAUGCGCUACCAGAGCAUUUCGUUGGGUCAACAUCUUUCUCUGUGAACAUUUUUGACGGUAAGGCGUUUGCGAAAGCCUCUUCUCGCGCUCUGCAUGAAUGAUCUAAUGGAAAGUAAACAUACCAAUUUUCCUGUGGAGCAGAAUUAUGCACUUAUAUUUUUUAGGAGGCAUGGAUCAAUUCCUCGUGGUUUACUAUUCGCUUCUCAGAACAGAUCAGUUCCGCGCACAAAUAUAAGAGCGAAAUUUCGCGCCUAAAAAGGCUAUUUUUAUGUUUCGAAAUCUGUAAGCAAAGAUCCAGCUUAACAGGAAAUGUGAUUUGUCGGAAUAAGAGCUUUGAGACGUGAUAGGAAGUGUUAGGCACAAUUUAUUAUCAAAAAUGUAAUGGAGAGAUGGUGAGGUCAGAGGACAAUGUUAUCGCUCAUGAAAUGCGGAGGUUUGUGUAGUUCAGUUCUCAAAACCAGAAUUCUCCAUCGCGAAUUAUCUUCCCUUAGCAAGAUACAAAGAGUCAUUGUGUUUGCAGUAGUUCCAAGUUUAGAUAUCUCAUCUUAAAGUUCUAGCUCCUGAAACCCGGAACUUGAACCAGAAAGUGAAAGCGCUCCAUUAGUCUGGAGGCGACUUGAUUACGAAGAAUCACGAUUGUCGCAAUCUUCCCAAGGUGAACUAUCUUUCUAUGGCGAGACUAGAGUGGUCGAAAAUGUUGGUAACAAAGAUCUAAUGUUUAGGCUCAAGCUAAAUUGCGUCGAGUGUAUUUUAGUCAGAGAACACAUCUAUGAUCAACAUGAGUGUACAACUUUUUUUCUCCUUCUACAGCUCGUUCUGCUCCAACAAGCAAUUCAGAGCUCUUCACUAAUGGUAUAUUUGCCUCGACAAAUGGGAUUCCUAGCUUUGGGCUGUCAAAUGGCCUCAGAAAGACCCAUGAUGUAACAGCCAUAAGCAAUGGUUAUGUUGAUUACCAAGUGAUACCUCGCAAUGCUAUUCAUGGAACAGAGGAGCGUGAACCAAGCCCAGAACUGACGGUCGGUCACGGGAGACCAAAGUCUUCCCCGAGGCAACAGAAGCGAAGCGGCUCAGAUUUUGAGAAUGGCGAGAAUUUGAGUUACGGCUUAUUCCCGUUUACUCCAGAGGUAGAUACACGGAAUCUCCAUUGUGAUGCUUUUUUUUUAAGCUUAAUUUGCGCGGUUCUUUUGUUCUCUCUUUAUUGCACUCGCUGUGUGCAUUACGUAUCUCUGUCUCUUUGCCUAGUUCUCUGUCUGGCCACAGUUUGAAACAUAACUUGUUCUAUACGAUUUCUAUUGUGGUUCAACCCUAAAUGUGGGUUCUCUUUGCCUCCUCGCACCCCACACCCUUCCAGGUUAAAACGGCUUUCACAACACGUAACCUCUACAAUCUAUCUCAAAGUGACCCUAAGGUGCUGCAGGCGAGAUUAUUCAACCAUACUUGUACAGAUAUGAAAACUGAACAUGUCUUAACCUUUUAACUCCAGUGAGUGACCAAGAUAGAAUUUCUCCUGACAAUAUCAAUACACUAUCAAGUAGACAAGUGAUGAGAAUACAAACAAAUAUCAAUUAGGGGAUUCUUAGUGAAUCCAAUACUAAAUUCUCCAAAAUAACAUCACAAGAACUAUCAUGGCAGACAUUAAAGAGAAUUUCUGAUGAAAUCAUGGGAGUUAAAGGGUUCAAGUGACCAAGAUUAUAUUUGUGUCUGCUCAUGUAAAUUCUACUUGUUCCAAAUGUUUGACUCGAUAAUCACGAAUUCAGUCGAGCUCUCUAUUGCGUGAUAGUCGAAGACGGUGAGACGUAAAUCCUCUAUCACGCAUAGAAAUCAAAAGCGAAUAAUCCAAUUAUCAUGAUCUUCGUAUUAAUCUACUAGUCUUUCAAAACAUAAGCAUAAGAGAGGCUCGUGUUUUAAUUGAAUAAUGAUACAAAUGCGUCACACUGUUAGGUAAUUCAUUUCACUUGACAUCUAUCCAUCGUGGAAUGGAUAGUGAGUAGUUGGCUCAUCAGAUUGCAGCGUAGAUUGUACUAACAAUAGAUAUGCGUUUGAUCCCAAUUUCGUCAAACAAUUCAUAGGUGCGAAUAGUAUCGAUUUAUUUUUGUUGACGUACUUGUCCUCUGAGAUUGGACGAUUACAGAGAACACUUCCGCAAACGUUAAGAUUUUGUGUGUUUCUUGCAGACAAGCGACAAACUGAAGCAAAUUGAAACUCCAAGACAUGGUGUGACCAGCGAGAGACAGGGCACAGCCGACGUUAUCAACUCGCAAGUGCUCUCGGGUCUCAAUUCAUCAUUCGCCUUCAGACUUGGUGGCAAGGAGGGUAUCGCAGACCCAAUUCCUCGAAGAUGGUCCGAUGUAAGUCUUGAAAGGUAUUCAUCGAAAUCUCCACCUUUGCAUGGCAAAGCUCCAGGCUACCUUCAAAGGGCGUCCGUCAGGAGUCAUUCCGAAAGCGAAGUCGUUUCAUCAGGCUCCAACCUGAACGGACGUCAGCAAAUUCUACGCAGAAAUGUCCCAGAAGGAUCUUUGGGAUCUCAGCCAAAACUUGGAGACCUUCAAGAAAGUAUUCUUCAACUGUUGCAAAUGCAUGAACCGCUGGCACCCUUGCAGAUUGUCGAAGCUUUGGGCCGUGGGACACGGGACGAGAUUCACCAGGCGCUUUGUGCACUCCAUACCAAGGAACGUGUCAAAGCUUUCCAAACCAAUGGGACGACAGUAUGGGCCUUGAUUUCGCAACCUACCUGUGAUUGGCGAGCGAGUCCAGGGGUCAUCGGUGGCGAAAGAAACAAGAAGUUUUUUGGACGAGGUUCUUUUGAAGAACUCUACGGGUUACCAAGGAGGAAUUUUUCUGUUCUUGGAUACGAUAAUAGACCAAGGAAAGCCCCACGUGCCAUCGAUGGCCAGAAGGUAUGGCUGCGUUCUAAUGGACACAGUCCAACACCAGUUGAAAAGAAUUCUUGGACUUACUGCAGAUUGUGCAAAUUUUCGUUUGCCUCGGAAUCACAAUAUGAGGAGCACCUUCGCACUACGAAGCAUCAAAACAAAGUGGCCAAGUUUAGUCCGACUUCCUACAAGAAGUACUGCGAGUUCUGCAACGUGAACCUGAAUUCCGAGUCGCAAGCCAACGAGCACUUCAACAGCGCUAGACACGAACAGACUGUGGCCAAGUCGCAAAAAGCACCCCCACAGCAACAUCUGCCACUGAUCAAAGCCCCCAAGGAAUUUUUCAUGGAGCAGUUCACAAGCACCCAGCCGUUUAACUACCAAUUAGAGUUGUAUAGCAAAGCUAUGUUGACCAAUGGUGUUUGCUUUUUACCAACUGGAACGGGGAAAACACUUGUAGCUGCUCAGGUCAUUGCCCACAUGCUGAAGUUAAACCCAUCUCGACAAGUGGUGUUCUUGGUGGAUCGAGUUCUCCUCGUUCUCCAACAAAGCGACUACCUUAGAAAGGAACUGGGACAUAUUCGAGUAGCAGACGAGCGAGGGUCUUUUGAGAGCACCAGGUCUAUCCGCAUUGGAGCGGUCUGCGGGGAAAUGAGGAAACUGGAGGGAAACGCACGCAUUUACGAGCAGGACGUGCUGAUCAUCACAGCCGACUGCUAUCGGAAUCAUCUGAAUAAUGGCACCCUUCGCUUUGACGACGUGUCUUUGAUUGUGUUGGAUGAAGCACACCAUUGCAACAAGGAUCAUCCCUACAACGUCAUUAUUCGGGACUUUUAUCUCCAGGAAGAUGUCCAUCUGGGGCAUCGACCCAAGAUCCUUGGACUGACAGCAUCUCCAGCUGGGGAGACGUCUUUGGAAAAAACCACCAGAAGAUUACAAAGGCUACUGGGAAACCUCGGAGAGGCGGAGCUGUUAGUCGUGACGAGGAAUGGGCUAGAACUGGAAGAGAAGACCAACAGGGCAACUCCUGACUGCAUCUCUGCUUCGUACACCACUCAAGAGAGUAAUCUCUUGGAAAUUCUCGUGAAAUAUGUCACUAAAGCGUUCAACCUGACCGUUCGUUUGAGCGACAUGAAGGACUUCAAAGACAUUUUUCAACCUUCCUCUGGAGGUCCGUUCAGCUUCGAUGACAUCUACCCAGUUCUUGGUGUCAUUGACAAUAUCUUACUCUCGCAACCUGAGUCCAACGCGUUGAACGCCUUGCUUCACUUCCAGCUGCUCUGUGAGGCUGUAUGCACUUUGCAGGAGUGUGGUGAACAAAUAGCGUUGUAUCAAAUGACAGAGCUUGCACAAGAGGCGUGUCCUCACGGCUUCCAUUGGGCAGAAAGUAUGGGUCUUCCCUGCGGCGAAGUCAGGGCAUAUUUGGAGCAUUAUCUCAGACAAGGUGAAGUGUGCUAACGUUAACUCUAGGUAUCACUAUUUAUCGCCUUACUUAGCCUAGCCUUUGCUACCAUUAGAGUGCCUUAUGAUUGAGUAUCGUAAAACCAAAAUCAAAGCAAUCACAACAGCCAAUCAUAGGAAGGAAAAUAUUACCAAUGAGAACUUGAGUGAGAACUUGAUUCUGAUUGGUUGAGAAAGUGGUGCGAGUUUCCUGGACCAAUCAUUUAACGAAAAAGGGAAAAAACAAAGCAAUCCUGAUUACGGUCGACACUCGAUUAAAAAUUCUCUAUUGCAAUAGGGUCAGUAAGUGUUAUGGAAACUUGAAAAAAGGAAUCGCAUAGUAAUGGUACCGGUUAUAAUAUAGACAUGAACCGUGAGCCUAAGACUCAUUUUUAUUACAUAUGAACAAAAGACGCGUCAUUCUCCACUCCCAUAGAGGCGUGGAAUCAGUCUUGGAAAAUGAACAGAAAUGUUAUUAUUUUAUUUAGAACAACUAGAAAAGAAAUAUAAUGCUAUAAUGGUUGUUAGUUCUCCAUCGCAAGUAAUGGAAAACGUUUAAAAGGGCCCCAGUAGAGUCGUGAAAAGUCAGGAAAUUUUAUAGCUUGUUCUAGAUAUUUCAAUGCACACAAAAUGAUCUAAAUAUUCGAGAUGUACUAUUAAUUUUAUGUAUGUCUUCCGCAGGUUUUCCAUCGAUCAUUGAAUGUAGAAACUCAGGAGCAGAGCGGCUCAUGGAACAGUUAGUGAGAAUAAACUGGACCGGAGUUAUCGGUCGAAGCAGUUGUCUUGCCCUGGUACUCGUCAAACGACAACACACUGCACGAUGUUUGUCGGAGUAUCUUUCAAAUCAAGGCGAGCUUAUUUCUCGCGGUGUAAGGACCACAUUCAUAAAUGCUGGCAGAUCAGCGGAUAAAGGUGAGGGCUUGUUCUCAUAUUUUUUCGAUCUCCGCGGUCAAACGUCGGGUAUGUGCAAGUAGAUCAACUUUGGCGCCAAUUUCACGCGCAAAAAUUCAAAGGGAAACAUUAGAAACAUCUGCUAUCGUUUGUUUGAUUACUAGUAUCCCGUUGAAUUUAGAGCUUUAUCGAAAAAAAUUAAACGCUUUUAAAACACCAUGAACUUCCUAGUUUGUGUCAUUUCUAUUUCAAGAUGAGAGGUUAAGUUUGUUUAGAAUCUUUUUAAAAAUGUUUUGACUGUAUAUCUUGUUUUGUCGUACAGGACUGACUUAUCCCUUGGAAAUAGACCCAGUCGCACAAACACGCGAGGGAAAAUUUCAGAUUGUCGUCACUACAAGCUUAACCGAGGAGGGACUGGACCUCCCCGAGCCCCAGUGGGUGUUCCAUAUGGAUCCGUCAAGCCCGGUCCAAGCCCUCCGGGAGAUACGUGGUCGAGCACCCCUAAAUGGAUCCAGGUUUGUUGCUAUCUGCCGGAACAACGAACAGACCAAGAAAAUUGACGAUUUGUUAAAGCGAGAGGAAAAUAUGAAGCGCUCCUCAAAACUCAUAAUAAGUAAUUUGUGAGUAAUCUGUCAGUUUCAAAUGAAUCUUUCAGUCCAGUCCACUAAUCUUAUUUUAUCGGGUGUUCAAAUGUUAAAAAAUCGAUCGAAAUAUCGCUGAGUUAAUGUAUCCUGGCUGUUUACGAAGCCCGACUAAAUCAGGAAAUGCGGCGUCUUUGUAAGAACAAUGUGUUUGAACCCAAAUUUACAC